UUAUAUAAUCGGCGGUGUGUGUGACUUCAACUCACGUUUUUCAUUUUUUUUUCUCUCCAAAGUCUCUUUUAGUCGUUUAUAUUCUCUCUAUCAUUUCUUGAUCUCUUCUCCGAUCCGGCGACUCUUCUCCCCGGUGAAAGCUUAUUAAUCGUUUCUUGGUUUUCUCAACGAUUUGCGUGAUGGAGAGAGAUUUUCUCGGGGUUGGAUCAAAUCUAUAUCCGAAAACUGUGAAAGAGGAAACUAACCAAGAUUUAGCCCCAAGAGGUAUGAUGGAGUGGUCAUUCGCAAGCAAAACCUGUUCUGCUCCUCAGAUUCUUUCUUUUGGGACAUCCCAUCAAGACAGGUGUAGAACUUCAGUCAGUGACCAUUUGCUUCCUUGUGGUGAAACUGAUGUAAACCGGAGAACUUACUACAGCUCAGUUCAGAAUAAGAAAACUUUCUUGGGAGGCAAAAGCUUCAUCAACGGUUUCAUGAACGACCAAACUUUGGGAGGAUCUCCUACCAUAGCACCUCCAGUUUCAGUCUUUCCUGCUCCAACCAAUAUUAGAUGUUCUUCAAAUCCUACAGGGUCACCACCUGAUCAGUUGACAAUCUUUUAUGCCGGUUCAGUAUCUGUUUACCAAGACAUAUCUCCUGAAAAGGCCCAAGCUAUCAUGUUGCUAGCCAGAAAUGGACCUCAGGCUACACCGAUUUCAAUGCCUAAACCUCAAAACCGGGUUCAUCACUCUCCUGCAACCACUUACUCUCCAACUUUAUUUCCUUCCAACGGAAUCACUGGACUUUUACCCAGACAAAAAAUGGUGAGCUUAGUAUCCACGUGCAACAACCAAACCGAUGCCUCCAAUAUGGCUCCACCACAACAAGUGGGUUUACCGCAAACGCGCAAAGCAUCUUUGGCUCGGUUCUUAGAGAAACGCAAAGAAAGGGUCGUUAAGGUAUCGCCUUAUUACUUAGACAACAAGUCAACAAUAGACUGUAGAACACCAAUGUCUGAUUGCUUAAGCUUUCCUUCAGCUCAUCAUCUGUGCUAAGACCAAUACCCCGUCAUGGUUCUUAAAGGCUUUUUCUUUUUUUUUUUUCCUCUGGCUAUUUUAAGUAUCUGUAUCUUGUAGACUAUAUAGGUUUUCAAUGGUCGUACGGUAUGGUAUAAACCGGACAAUGCAUACCAAUAUUUUGGUAUGCAAAACAUUGGACUGUGGUAUGGAGCAGAUUAGUAUGGAGUUUAUAUUAGUAUGGAGCUUUUGAGGA
Camelina sativa (false flax) is the source of this 1248-nucleotide messenger RNA. Its product is annotated as protein TIFY 6A-like. The record is from RefSeq and is a predicted model, not a curated record. Gene Ontology annotation, cellular component: nucleus. Gene Ontology annotation, biological process: regulation of jasmonic acid mediated signaling pathway; response to wounding; regulation of defense response. Lineage: Eukaryota; Viridiplantae; Streptophyta; Magnoliopsida; Brassicales; Brassicaceae.